Molecule: messenger RNA, 2409 nt
Organism: Erigeron canadensis
Lineage: Eukaryota; Viridiplantae; Streptophyta; Magnoliopsida; Asterales; Asteraceae
Exons: 2
Coding region: 1-2409 (802 amino acids)
Biological process (GO): DNA integration
Molecular function (GO): nucleic acid binding; RNA-DNA hybrid ribonuclease activity
Source: RefSeq, a predicted model, not a curated record
AUGCACCCAGACGAUGAGGAUAAAACUGCUUUUUAUACUGCUGAAGGAAUUUUUUGCUACAAGAAGAUGCCUUUUGGAUUAAAGAAUGCUGGUGCAACAUAUCAAAGAUUGGUGGAUAAAGCAUUUGGUGGACAAAUCGGAAGAAACCUGGAGGUCUAUGUGGAUGAUAUGGUAAUCAAAAGUAGAAAUGAAGAGGACAUGGUAUUGGAUGUCGAAGAAACCUUCCGAACCCUCCGAUUUAUCAAUAUGAAGUUAAACCCCAAGAAGUGUUCAUUUGGGGUGGAAGAAGGCCAAUUUUUGGGGCAUGUCAUUACAAAGGAAGGAUUCAAGGCAGACCCAGAGAAAAUCAAAGACAUUCAAAACAUGAAGGCUCCGCAGGCUCUUAAAGAGGUCCAAAGCCUCAAUGAGGAGGCUCAAAAAGCAUUUAUAGAGUUAAAGGAGUACCUUUGUCAAUUACCAACAAUGACAGCCCCUACACCAGGCGAAACCUUGCAAAUGUACCUCGCAGCAUCAAGUGAGACUAUAAGUGCAGUAUUGAUAACUAGCAGAAAAGGAGUGCAACAGUCAAUAUACUAUGUCAGUAGAGUUUUGCAAGCACCAGAAACAAGGUAUCCAGAAAUCGAGAAGCUAACUUUAGCUCUGAUUCAUGCUGCUCGAAGGCUACGCCGGUAUUUCCAGGCGCAUCCAAUUCAAGUGUUGACAGAUAAACCAAUAAAACAAGUUUUAACAAGGCCGAAAGUCUCAGGAAGAUUAGCAAAAUGGGCAGUGGAGUUAGGAGAGCAUGAAAUAGAAUUCAAACCAAGGAAUUCAAUCAAAGGACAAAUAUUGGCAGAUUUCCUUGCGGAGGUUCUGACUGUUGAGACUAAGAAUAAAAGAAAAGCUGAAAGCUGGGUAAAGGAGGAACAACCGGAGUUGCCGGAGGACGGCACAGUGUGGAAGCUUUUUACUGACGGAGCCUCCAGCGCAGACGGCUCCGGAGCAGGGCUCAUUUUAACAAGCCCAGAAGGGCAAGAGUUUACUUAUGCUCUACGCUUUGAAUUUAAAGCCUCCAAUAAUGUCGCUAAAUACGAAGCAUUAUUAGCAGGAUUACGGAUUGCUAUACAAAUGAAAGUAGAACACAUUCAUGCCUGCAUAGAUUCUCAGAUAGUAGCAUUCCAAGUAGACGGAACGUACGAAGCAAAAGAGCCUGCGAUGAGAAAAUACUUGGAAAAGGUAAGGCAGAUAAGGCAAAAAUUCAAAACCUUUAGAAUACAGAAUAUAAGCAGGAGCCAGAACAAGAUAGCAGAUGCCUUGAGCAAGUUGGCUUCCACUUCUUUCGCCCAUUUAACCAAAGAGGUCCUUGUGGAGACACUAAAAAAGAGCUCCAUUGAAGAGGAAUUGGUUGUUGCACCCAUUGAAGAAGAAAAGCAAAAUUGGAUGACUCCAAUCAUUGAAUAUUUGACAAGUGGGCUUUUACCAGCAGACAAGGAAGAGGCCAGAAAGAUCAGAAUCAAAGCUCCACAGUACACUUUCCGAGAGGAAGGCCUCUACAGGAAAUCAUACAUGGGACCAUUGUUAAGAUGUGUAGGCCCAAAUCAAGCAAAAGCAAUCAUUCAGGAAAUUCAUCAGGGAUGUUGCGGAUCUCACGCCGGCCCAAGGAUGGUAGUGGCUAAAAUCACCAAAAUGGGGUAUUAUUGGCCAUCUAUGCACAAAGACACUGUAAAUGAAAUUCAGCCCUGUGAGUCAUGUCAAAUCCAUGCUACGGUUCCGAAAGCUCCGAAGAAUGAAUUGAUCCCGGUAACAUCUGCUUGGCCAUUCUUAAAGUGGGGUAUCGACAUUGUCGGACCUUUUCCGCAGGCUCCGGAGAAAUUAAAGUUUUUGGUCGUAGCUGUUGACUACUUCACGAAAUGGGUUGAGGCUAAACCCCUAGUCACAAUCUCAAGAAAACAGAUAGAGAAAUUUGUAUGGGAACAAGUUGUAACAAGGUUCGGAAUCCCACAAGUUAUUGUAAGUGACAAUGGAAAGCAAUUCAGUCAAGGAAUCUUCCCUCAAUUUUGCAAAAAUUUAGAGAUCCAACAGAGCUUCACGUCCGUAGCCCAUCCUCAAGCUAAUGGACAGGUCGAAGCAAUGAACAAACAAUUGGUACAUGGAAUCAAAACAAGGCUGGGAAGAUGUCAAAAUGGAUGGUUGGACGAGCUUCAUCAAGUUUUAUGGGCAUCAAGAACAACUCCAAAAACGAGUAACGGAGAGACUCCCUUCAGCCUAGUGUAUGGCUCCGAAGCCAUGAUGCCAGCAGAAGCAUGUGUACCAACCUUCCUCAGGUUUAAUGAUGAAAAAGAAAAUGAAGAUCAGCUCUGCCAAAAUUUGAAUCUAUUGGAAGAAAGAGGGAGGUCGCCUUCAUCAAAGAAGCAGCCUACAAGGCACAAGUGA